UGGAGGAUCUUUUGACACCCAUGCAUUCAACAAUCCUUGAAGAACUAUAUGUAUAAUGAUCUUCCUUGUUUGCAGUCAUCAAAUCAUUAACUUAUAAAAUCAAUCAUUCCAUCAUAAUCAGUUGUUGAGGAACAAGGGGUUCUGUCUGACUUGAUAAAACGUAACUCGUGCACAUGAGUUUGCAUUUCUCUACAGACGAUCAUCCACCAUGUCCGACACCGUCCCUCCGAUUCUCUCCGUUGCCCCCUCUCGAGCUCUGGUCGAUGAGAAGUUCAAGGUGGUGGUGGAGAAUCUGCCUCCAGGAUCUCCAGUAACACUCCACUCCCUCCACCACUCUGAGGACAAGGACUACUGGGAGGCCUAUGGACACUACAUCAGUGAUCACAGAGGAACAGUGUCUCUUGCAGAGGAUUUGAGUUUUGGGGGAACGUACACGGGAAAAGAAGCCAUGGGUUUGUUGUGGAGUAUGCGCCCCGUCCCGGGCAGCCGCAAAGGUCUCAGGUUGAGAAAGAUGAACAUCUGUAGCCCCCUGCUGGUCAACAUCUCGGUCUACAGUGGACAUGUAGUGGAGGGCUUCAGGGAGCAGGCUCCUCUGGCCUCGUCGCUCACAGAGAGAUGGUACAUGGGUCCAGGUGUCCAGAGGAUCGAAAUCAAAGAGAAAGGAGUGCGAGGGACUCUGUUUAUACCUCCAGGUCCAGGACCCUUCCCCGGCAUGUUGGAUAUGUGGGGAGGCGGUGGAGGACUGUUGGAGUAUCGUUCAGCCUUGCUGGCGUCUCAUGGUUAUGCUUCUUUGGCGCUGGAGUAUUUUGCCGACAGUGAGCUGAAGUCAGCAGACAUCGGGCUCAACUAUUUUGAGACAGCGUUUAAUAUUGUCAAGGACCAUCCCCAAGUGAUCCCGGACAAAGUUGGACUUUUUGGUCUUUCCCUCGGCUCAAUUGUGACCAUCUUGUUGGCUGUCGGGAGCAGCGUCAUCAAGCCUCGUUGUUGUGUUUGUGUCAGCGGCAACCACAUUUUUCCAAUCGGGGAGGCUCUCAGAGGAUUCAAUCAGUUGUUGCACUCGAAUGCUCACAAGGUACGUGUGGAUGAGAACAACCAUCAGAUAUGGCGAGGUAUGGGUCUACCAAUUCCCGAUGAUCCCUCACUGAAAGUGGAUGUGGGGAGAAUAAACUGUCCAGUGUUGUUGGUGAAUGGCCAGGAUGAUCAGAACAUAGCCACAGUAGAAGCUGCUGAGGAUAUGGCCCAGAUAAUGCGUGCAGCAGGGAAGGAGCACCUGCUGACAAGACUUGAAUACCCGGGUACUGGACAUCUGAUUGAGCCGCCCUACACACCUCACUUCAGAGCUACUAACUUUAUAAAGGAUGGCAAUGAGAAAGCGGUAUUGCUGUGGGGAGGACAAACUAAACCCCAUUCAGACGCUCAGGAAGACUCCUGGAAUAAGAUCUUGGCUUUUCUGCAGCAGCAUCUGUACUCCAGGCCAACUCUCAAAGCCAAGAUGUGAAUACACCGGCACAGAUCGCCCAGGAAUCGCUAGGGGCGGCUGUAGCUGAGUGGGUCGAGGUCAAGGCUGACUGUCUGCAUGUCGACGUUGUCCUUGGGUGAGACACAAAACCCCAAGACACUCCCCG
Molecule: messenger RNA, 1625 nt
Organism: Sebastes umbrosus (honeycomb rockfish)
Lineage: Eukaryota; Metazoa; Chordata; Actinopteri; Perciformes; Sebastidae
Product: peroxisomal succinyl-coenzyme A thioesterase-like
Exons: 10
Coding region: 209-1498 (429 amino acids)
Biological process (GO): fatty acid metabolic process; acyl-CoA metabolic process
Molecular function (GO): fatty acyl-CoA hydrolase activity
Source: RefSeq, a predicted model, not a curated record